Messenger RNA from Vanrija pseudolonga, 1723 nucleotides. RefSeq names its product Protein-glutamate O-methyltransferase3. Gene Ontology annotation, molecular function: phosphatase activity. Bases 119 to 1708 code for a protein of 529 amino acids. The record is from RefSeq and is a predicted model, not a curated record. NCBI's taxonomy places the organism in Eukaryota, Fungi, Basidiomycota, Tremellomycetes, Trichosporonales, Trichosporonaceae. Gene Ontology annotation, cellular component: nucleus. The transcript has 10 exons. Gene Ontology annotation, biological process: DNA damage response.
CGGAGGGGCACUCGGCGCCAGUGAAAUCAUUGCGUUGGAGUGAGAUACGAGGGGGUUUGCUAGGCAACCACCUCUAGCUGCUGCAGGUGCAGCUGCUGUGCAAGCACACGCCGCGUGCAUGUAUAAUGGACCCGCUUCUCUGAUUCACUCUUCAUCCUUCUGGCUUUCACUGCUGUUCCAGAACCGCCACUCACCAUCGUUAUCACUCACAAUGACAUCGACCCCGACCACCAAGUCUCACCCGAGCGCCAAGGCGCCGUCCAAGAUGACGCUCAACCUCGGUAACCUGCCGCCUAGGAAGGCGGGUGACUUCAAGAAGGAGGCGCCGGCGUGGCCUCGCACACCGUCGCGAGUCAACCCUAACCAGCCCCCUUGGCCCGCAUACCGAGGCUACCACGAGUACUCGUUCGCUCAUGCCACCAUGGGCGUCCGCCUGCCGACAAUCCUCGGCAAGGCUAUCAACGACGUCUGGCUCACGCUCAACCAAGAGUACGACGAGGACCGGAUCCUGGACCUCCUCGAGUGCAUCCAUCGCAUGGACACGCUCAUGGCCGACCUGCAGAACAAUGCUACGCUGCGCCCGAUUGUCGACGACGGCGCAGGCGACGUCGCGCUCUGGAACAAGUUCUUCCGCGGCAAGGACUUUAUGAACGCGCCGUGGCUCUUUGCCGAGGCGUACAAGUACCGCCGCCUGAGGGAGUGCUUCUCCCUCAGCAAGUACUGGGUGGAUUAUGACGUCUUCUUCCGCCAAAAGUGCGACACGUUCUCACGCUCGUCGCAGGCCGUGUUUGAGCUCUCGACGCGCUUCCACGAGCCGGCGCAGGUCAACGGCAGCGCAGCGGACCAGGCCAAGAAGAACCGCCUCAUCUUCCUCGAGCUUACGCAGAUCUGCCUGUGGGGCAACUCGACCGACCUGUCCCUACUCAUCGACAUGACCGAGGAGGACAUCAAGAAGCUCCAGUCGACCGGCGGCGAGCACCUCGCUGCCACCGAGAAGAACAUUCUCGGCAACGACCUGGACAAGCUCGCCGACUACGUGCUCUCGCUCAAGGGCGCGCGCAUCGACUUUGUGCUCGACAAUGCCGGCUUCGAGCUCUACUGCGACCUCGUGUACGCCGACUGGCUGAUCCAGUCGGGCAUUGCGAGCACGGUCGUCUUCCACGGGAAGCGCAUGCCGUGGUUCGUGUCCGACGUGACCAAGCAGGACUGGAACUGGCUCCUCAAUAUCUGUGUGCACGGCAACCUCUUCCCCGAGGUCUCGGAGGAGGAGAACAACUCGCUGCGCGAGAUGGGCCGCAGGUGGAAGCAGUACGAGAAGGAGGGCAAGUGGAAGUACGAGUCACAUCCGUUCUGGAGCACGGGCUACACUUUCUGGCACCUCAACUCCGAGUCCCCCGACCUCUGGAUCGAGCUGCAGAGCUCCGACCUCGUCAUCUUCAAGGGCGACCUCAACCACCGCAAGCUCACAUACGACUGCCACGCGCCGCCCGAGACGCCUUUCCCUGUGGCGAUUGGCCCGCUCGCGGCCGACGAGGGCGCGCCGCCCAUCUGCUCGCUGCGCACCAUCAAGUCGGACGUCGUCGUCGGCAUCCCCAAGGAGCUUGGCCCCAAGCUCGACGAGGAGGAGCCCGGAUGGAAGAUCUCGGGCAAGUAUGCCGUCGUGCUGCUGUCACCUGGCGACCCGAAGGGCCGUCCCGCGGCGCAGUGAGCGCAGAGCGCAGUG